Molecule: messenger RNA, 463 nt
Organism: Camellia sinensis
Lineage: Eukaryota; Viridiplantae; Streptophyta; Magnoliopsida; Ericales; Theaceae
Source: RefSeq, a predicted model, not a curated record
GCUCUAUAUAUAUGUGGACAUUGAACUCUUCCAUAAUUCCCAAACAGAAGUGAUUUUUUUUGUGCAUAGAUUAACGCUAGUGCUCAUGGAGUCUUCUAAUAAUGAAAAUUGUGCAACCAAAUUUGUGAAUGACCUUUUUUUUUGGAAUUAUAAAUUUGUGAAUGACCUUGAAAUAAUAGAAGAAAAGGCAGCAGCAGGAGGAGACGAAGUGGGAGAAGGAGGAGAAAUCGAAGUAGAAGGAGGAGGAGGUGUGGAGAAACAGUAUUGGAAGUAUGUACCACUAUACAAAGCUGCUCUAACAGGAGACUGGAAAAAAGCCAAAAGAAUCAUUAAUGGAGAUGGAGAUGCACUCACAGCCAAGAUCACCCAAGACGGGGAGAUUGCACUCCACGUGGCAGUUGCAACAGAGUUUGGGUGUUUGAUUGGCUUCUCGCCAAUCUUGGGUCAAGUGCAUGAUGCUUAA